Ananas comosus (pineapple) is the source of this 1473-nucleotide messenger RNA. RefSeq names its product probable pectinesterase/pectinesterase inhibitor 12. The coding region runs from base 1 to 1473 and encodes 490 amino acids. The record is from RefSeq and is a predicted model, not a curated record. The transcript has 3 exons. Gene Ontology annotation, molecular function: pectinesterase inhibitor activity; pectinesterase activity. NCBI's taxonomy places the organism in Eukaryota, Viridiplantae, Streptophyta, Magnoliopsida, Poales, Bromeliaceae. Gene Ontology annotation, biological process: cell wall modification.
AUGCGUCGACUCCUUAAAGCUCCCCAGCACGCGCUCUUCUCCCUCGCACUCCGCUCGCUCUCGGCCGCUGCCUCCGCCGCGGCCGACCUCUCCUCCCUCCUCGCCUACGCCUCGGCCAACCCCGCUCUCGUCGCCGCCCCGCAGCGCGGCGCCCUAGCCGACUGCGCCGAACUCCACGCCGCCACCAUCUCCUCCCUCUCCCUCUCCGCCGCCCUCCUCAGCGGCGGCGCCGCGUCAGCGCUCCCCACCGGGCGCGCCCACCUCGCCGCCGCGCUCGCCAACCGCGCCACCUGCCUCGACGGCCUCGCUGGCGCCCGCGGCCCCCUGGCCCCUGUCCUCGCUGACGCCUUCUCCUCCGCCUACGCCCUCGUCGCCAACUCCCUCGCCCUCCUCCCCCGCACCACCCCCGCCGCCGCAGCACCGCACCAAAGUAGUUUUCCAAAGUGGCUCCUGCGGUGCGACUGGAGGCUACUAUUGCAGAGCGGCGGCCACGAUGACAACGGCAACAACAACAACAAUGAUGACAGUGAUUACAAGGUGAUCACCGUGGCGAAGGAUGGGACCGGGAACUUUUCGACGAUAGCGAACGCCAUCGCCUUCGCGCCGAACAACAGCAAGGAGCGGGUGAUCAUAUCGGUGGCUGCCGGGGUGUACGAGGAGAACGUCGAGGUCGCGAGCUACAAGCCGAAUAUAAUGCUAAUCGGGGCCGGAGACAGCACGACGGUGAUCUCCGGGAAGAGGAGCGCUAGCGAAAACUGGACCACCUUCAGAUCAGCCACCUUAGCGGUUUCUGGGCAAGGCUUCUUAGCACGCGACAUGACCUUUCGGAACACAGCUGGGCCAGCAAAGGGCCAGGCCGUGGCCCUCCGAGUGAACGCCGACCUCGUCGCCGUCUACCAUUGCGUCAUCGAAGGGUAUCAAGACACGCUCUAUGUCCACUCGGGCCGUCAGUUCUACCGCGAGUGUGAUAUUUACGGUACCAUCGACUUUAUAUUCGGAGAUGCGGCGGUCGUCUUUCAGGGCUGCAGGAUCAUUGUCCGAAAGCCCAUCCCGGGCCAGUCGAAUGUCAUCACGGCCCAAUCGCGGGAAGAUCCGCAUCGCGACACCGGGAUCUCGAUUCAGAAUUGUUCGAUCGUCGCAUCAGAUGAGCUACGUUCUAGCAAUUUGAGCGUCAAAACCUAUCUCGGGAGGCCGUGGAAGCCGUAUUCGAGGACGGUGUACAUCAAAUCGUACAUGGAUGACAUCGUGGACCCGGCGGGGUGGACCGAGUGGCCUGGGAGCCAGAUCCUGGAUAAGUUGUACUACGGCGAAUACAAGAAUAGAGGCCCAGGCUCAAGGGUGGGUGCCCGGGUCACUUGGCCUGGUCAUCAUGUGAUGGACUACCGCGAUGCCACGAAUUUUUCCGUUUCGAAUUUCAUACGCGACGACGAGUGGCUGAAUUCGACAUCCUUUCCGUAUGAUAAAAAUAUUUGA